ACGCCUGUUAACCGCCUCGAGCCACUUCCCAAAGAGUCGCACCGUCGUCCCAUUUUGGCACAUUCGCUUUCAGCCGCCGACUCGCGUCGUUGCACUCACUCUUGCCCCACCAACUAGGCUGACCGAGCUCUGCUGCGACCUUGGGAGGUCUUGAAGCGCCGACAGCCUAACGAGUUCCAGCAAGCCAUGAUGGGUUUGCUAUGAAAGAACUUGCGCAAUGACCACCCUGAUCAAUGGAGCUCUACCACCGCCCAAGCAAAUCCGCUUCGUCAACAACCAGGGUCAACCGCCGUCGAAGCGGCGCAGGAUCAAUGCUGCGUGCCUAACAUGCCGCAAACGAAAGACACGUUGCGCCGGCGAGAAGCCAACCUGCUCGACGUGCGCGAAGAAUGGCCAUGUUUGUCUUGGGUACACGGAAAUCGUCGAGAAGAAGAAGGAUAACGGGGUUGGACAUGUGUCUUACAGAAACGAGCGAGGAGAGACGAUCGGAAUGGGAACCGAGCUGGAGAACGAAUGGAGGGACGAAUUUCUGGACGACGGGUCGGAGGACGAGCGACGGCACUUGAAGAGCAAGAUCAGGGGUAAAACGUCCUUCUCACCCCAAAACGCGUUACCGAGGCGCGAUUCUCUGUCCACGAUCAAUUCGCCAUCCGGGAGACCGAGAACACAGAGCAAUGAGUGGGAUCAAAACAGAUCGCAAGCGUCCGGAACCACUGUUCGGAGGCCCCCCACCUACCAUCGCAACUCGUCGUACUCGGAGGAUGGCCGGAGCUUGAAUAAUCGGUCGCCCAUGGACAACCGGACGGAAAGUCACAGGGUGCCUUACUUUCGAUACUUUGGACCUACCGCCAUUGUCCCUGGCUUUAAGCAGAUGGUGGUCAAUGUCUCGGUCCAGCGCGACCGGCGAAGGAGCAGAGGGGGCUCAUUUUCAGCCGUAUCGCCCGGAUCUGUUUUCGGCCACAACGUCACCGAUUACAGCCACCCGCCACAGGCAGACACGGUCCUGGAGAGCCUGGAAGAUCUCCCAGUCUACGACCCGAACGACCCUGAACCGGUGCAUCCGUUAAUCCUUAGUCUUUUACAGACUUUCUUCUUGCGGCUGGGGUGCAACUGCCCGUUUCUACGAGAAGACAAAUGCCUUCGACUGGUUAGGGAGAAGAGGCUAGAGCCCAUAUUGGUCGAUUCCAUGUGCGCCGUAGCCGCAAGAUUUUCAGAGAUGUCGGUCUUCACCAACGAGAGCGAUGGGAAGGCGGCAAGGUCGCAAUUCGGCCAUGUUUUUGCUCAGCGAGCAAGAGCAGCCACGGUCGAUACCUUCCCCUGCCCGUCCGUCGGCGCAGUCCAGGCUUGUCUAUUGAUGGCUUAUGAGGGAUUCGGGCAGAACCAGGACAGUGCCUUAUGGAUGUACCUCGGCCUGGCAAUAAGGAUGGCCGUAGAUCUCGGCCUCCAAAAGAUGGUUGGCGUGAGGUACCAAGGAGAGAAGGAUCCAUGGUACACCAGGACAUGGAAUCGGAGCGGCAGCGACGGAGAGAUGGACGAAAACAAGGAGGACGAUGACGGAGACACGCUCAGCCCUCAGGAACAGCAGGAAGUCGAACAAGAACGCAUGGACACAUUCUGGGCCGUCUUCGUCCUGGACCGAGUUAUUUCCUCGGGGACUGGCAGGCCUGUAACCUUUCGAGACGAUGAUUUCGACCUAGCUUUACCAGAGCCGACCUUCGACCCGGUCUCGGGCUGGCCCGCCCCGUUCCCGACCUUUAUCCGCAUCAUUCACCUCUACGGACGGGUCUCGGAUGUGCUCAACAACAUCAGGGGUGCAAACGACCUCACCCAGGACAAGAUGAGCAAGCUGGCGCAGAUGGAAAGCGACCUGACCCAGAUCUACCAGAAGCAAGAUCCACGCCUCAAUUUCAGUGCGCAGAACUUUCAGGAGUACGUCAAGGCUGGCCAAGGGACGACUUUUAUCCUCUUGCAUUUCUGGUUUCAUGCUUUGAUCAUCAUCCUCCACCAACCAACCCUCCUCGCGCCGUUUGGCGGCCUCAGCCGAAUCCAGUUGUUGCCUAAUAGCCACGAAUUGUCCAUGUCGAGCGCCAAGACGAUCUCCGACAUACUCGCCUUUGCCGAGCUGAUAGAUCCGAAAAGUUUUAUUGGUAAUCCCUUCACGUCGCAGCCAAUGUACAUCGCAGCAUGCGCCUUCCUAAUGGAGUCCGUUGUUAAGGACUCGGGCCCGUCAUCUCGCGAAGGCUCAGCACGGCCGGAACCGAAUCCUCAGUCGUUGUCGGGCUCCGGCGGUUCCAGGGCGGCCCAGGGCAGUUCCUCCAAGUCGGCAAAGCACUCGCUACUCACCUCGACGGCGAAUCAGAAUUACCAGCGAUGCUACAAGUCGCUGCAACACCUCCAAGACUACUGGGGCGGCGUCAAAUACAUACUGACGGCGCUCGACCAGAAGUCGAAAGGCAUCUGGGACUGCGAAACAUACACCAACGAGGAGUAUGAGAGUGCCAAAUUUCCACGGCGCACCUCUCUGGACCGCAUUGCCCGGAUCGAGAACCCGUCAUCGCCAAACAUCAUGCCCAUGGCCUUUUCGCUCACAGGGACCACGAACUCCCCAAACCCGAGCCUUACGUUGCUAUACCAAAACAGUUCCACGGCUAUGCCUCCGGCACCACCGCCGGCUCCCACGUCUGCCGCGACACCCCCGGGAAAUAUGAUCUACGACCCGAUUCGGCAGAGCCUACCGGAAACCCCGACGGGCAUGUUCCCGCCUGCCUAUCCGCAGCCAAACAUUUCUGCUAUCCGCCAUCAUCAUCCCAACCACCCUUCUCCCAAGAUGCAUCGGCCGUCGUCCUCGUCCAUGAUGAGCUCCUACGUGACUGGGAAAUCGCAUCUAAAAUACGAUGCCCUUGCAUCUGAUGAUAUAGAUCCCGGUGUCAACGACUCCAAGUUGCAGAUACUCGCUGGCAUGUCUCAGACGAACCAUAUCCACCAACCCCAGGCGCCGCCCUCAUACACGCCUUCAUCGCAGCACUCAUCCAACUACGAAGCCUCGAUCGCUCACGGCGCGUCGCCGGCAAGCACGCUCACGGACUCGGGGGCAGGCCCACAUCAUGGCCAGCCGCAUCCCCAGUCACGCCAACACAAUAAUAAUAAUGGAAUUAAUCAUAAUCCGGGCGGCGGCGGGAUGCAUGGGAACUAUCACGCCGAUUUUCCGCAGAGCGGCCUCAUGUCUGGCUCGUACUCAUAUCUCGGUCCUGUAGGGCUCACGGAUGUCAUCACGCUUGACAGCCAGGAGAUCGACAUUGGUCAGCUGGGACUGACGAACGACGUGAUGCCGACUACCUGGCUUGAGUACUUGCCCGACAAUGUCCUGGAGCUGUUCGAGGGAAGCAUAUCCGCCCACGGUCCGGGUCAGAUGUGAGAGGCAUCUUCUAUCUUCCGCACGCAGAGGCUGGUCUUCCCAUUCAACUCUCUUAUAUUCUAUUUUGGGGGGCCUUUUUUUUUGGCCAUUUGCUUUACCUCCUUCACGAUGCAAUGAGUGCGGUCCUUGGAGUUGGGAACGUGUCUCAUGAUGAACCCAUUGAUUGCAUGAUCAUGAUAAUGUCAUACUAUCCAGCUUGACCGAGCUUGGGCUGCAAUACGCAGCUCUUUGAUAGUAGAGGGAAUAACUGCGGA
Molecule: messenger RNA, 3669 nt
Organism: Phialemonium atrogriseum
Lineage: Eukaryota; Fungi; Ascomycota; Sordariomycetes; Cephalothecales; Cephalothecaceae
Product: fungal-specific transcription factor domain-containing protein
Exons: 2
Coding region: 218-3415 (1065 amino acids)
Biological process (GO): regulation of DNA-templated transcription; DNA-templated transcription
Molecular function (GO): DNA binding; zinc ion binding; DNA-binding transcription factor activity, RNA polymerase II-specific
Source: RefSeq, a predicted model, not a curated record